This is a messenger RNA of Dreissena polymorpha, 2307 nucleotides long. Its product is annotated as angiotensin-converting enzyme-like. Gene Ontology annotation, molecular function: metallopeptidase activity; peptidyl-dipeptidase activity. Lineage: Eukaryota; Metazoa; Mollusca; Bivalvia; Myida; Dreissenidae. The coding region runs from base 48 to 2000 and encodes 650 amino acids. Gene Ontology annotation, biological process: proteolysis. The record is from RefSeq and is a predicted model, not a curated record. The transcript is spliced from 16 exons. Gene Ontology annotation, cellular component: plasma membrane.
ACCAAGCCAUACACCAGAGGCAUACGCUUCGGAUCACACUUUGCAGGAUGAAGAUACAUUCUAUAUUGAUUAUUGUGGCUAUGACAACGCUGGUCUCGGAUGUCAGCGCCAAUGAAGAUGAUCGCGCACGAGAUUAUUUGGCAGGUUUGAACGGCUAUAACAAAAGGGCGGAACACAUGAAUCACCUGUACUACCUCAAGUACUGGGCCUACGAUACUAACCUCACUGAAUACAACUCCCAACAAUUGACGGAAAUGAAAGUGCAGCGUUCCGAUUUCAACAAAAAAGAAGCCUCAGAAGCAGCGAAGUUCAACAUUAGCGAAAUGACCAAUGCCAGUUUAAUACGUAUGAUACACAAGAUUCUAGAUGUUGGAUAUUCUGGUUAUCACGACAGUGACGUUCUACGCAAGAUAGCGGAAAUUGAAGCGGAAAUGCUCAACAUCUACAGUACCGCGAAAUGGUGCAAGACUUCCACUGCAUGUCACCAGCUCGAGCCGGAUUUGAUCGAGAUCUUCACGAACAGCCGGAACUACGACGAACUGCGUGACGCCUGGAAAGGUUGGCGUGACGUCAGCGGAAAGAUGAUGCGCAGCAAGUACCAGGAAAUGGUCACGCUUAUGAAUAUGGCUAUCAAGGCGGGAGGAAAGUACGCUGAUAUGGGCGCAUACUAUCGUUCGAUGUACGAGGACCCCGAGUUCGAGAAUGACGUCCGUAAACUGUUUGAUCAGUUAGCACCAUUGUAUGACGAGUUGCACGCAUUCGUCCGCCGCAAGCUGAGAACGCAUUAUGGCACAAAGCACUUCCCUUCAUCCGGCCACAUUCCAGCUCAUCUGUUUGGGGACAUGUGGGCACAGAGCUGGUCCAACCUUUACGAUCUGUUGGAGCCAUACCCAGGGAAAGGAAGUCACAACCUCACAAAGGCAAUGAUUGAACAGAACUACAAUGUGACCCACAUGUUCAGGGUGGCGGAAGACUUCUUCGUUUCUCUCGGAAUGAAGCCAAUGCCUGGCUCGUUCUGGACUAAUUCUCAGCUGGUCAAACCUGAAGACCGAGAAGUGGUCUGCGGCGGAGAGGCCGUGGAUAUGUUCAACGGAACUGACUUCAGGAUCAGAAUGUGCACGACCGUGACUGAGGCCGAUCUGAAAACCAUUCAUCACGAGAUGGGUCACAUUCAGUACUACCUCGAGUACAACCAUCAGCCGUUUCUCUUCCGCAACAUCCCGAACCAGGGGUUCGACGAAGCUGUGGCCGAUAUCGUCACUCUGUCUUUCUUGACUCCGGAGCAUCUCCAGUUGAUGGGCCUAAUACAGGAGCUUCCAAACGGCACUGAGGGUGACAUCAACUUAUUGAUGCAGAUGGCGCUUGAAAGUGUGGCUUUCUUGCCGUGGGGCUACCUCGUCGACCAAUGGCGCUGGAGCGUGUUCCGGGGUGAGACGUCGCCUAGCAACUACAACAAGGCAUGGUGGGAUCUCAGAUGUAAAUACCAGGGAAUUUCGCCACCAGUUGCUCGGUCUGAGCAGGAUUUCGACCCGGGGGCAAAGGCCCACAUCGCCGAUAACACGCAAUAUAUGGGUUACUUCGUGAGUUCCUUGCUACAGUUCCAGUUUCACCACGCGCUCUGUCAGUUGAUGAACAACACGCGCCCCCUCCACCGGUGCGACAUCUACAAUAGCAAGACUGCGGGUGACAGACUCAAGUCCGUGCUACAGAUGGGGGCCUCUGAAAACUGGGGAGAGGCGCUGUUCAAGCUGACGAAGGGGACGAUUGGAGAGACCAGGAAGCUCAGUGCGGCACCUAUUGUUGCGUACUUUGAGCCGCUCCGGAUUUGGUUAAAAGAAGAAAACAGAAAAGCAAACGAGACAGCGACUUGGGACAAGAACAGCUGCCCACCCAGUUCCUUUGUGACGGUUCUCAGCGGCGCUCCCUCCCUUGCAGCCAGUGGUUUCUUUACCAAUUUGCUCCUGGCUAGCAUCGUUUUAUCUUUGGCGACGAUACUGUGACUAUAAUAUGCGUUCGUUAAAAUGCUGAGCCAGGUUAAGUGCUCUACGAUCUGACUGAACUCCGUGCUUUGAUUCUCUUUGAAUGUCUGCCUAACACUGAAUAUUGAAUACUAAGGAAACUGAAUGGUAAUUAUGGGCCUUUAAUUAAUUAAAUCACUGGCUAUAUUGUAUUGUCUAAUGAAGUUAAAUCAGAUAAUCAGAAUCUAAUUAUAAAAAAUAAAAAAUCUACGAUACAUCCCCGUGUUUCCCUUUUAUGCUUUAGUUGACUGAUGGAAUAGCGAGACAAAUAAAAUAACAAUGAACUCGU